AUGGAACCUUACCUCGCGGCAGGUUCACUGGUCAGCAGGGACGGUGAAGCCGGGAGUGGAGGGAGGCAUGUGAGCUCUACUGGAAGGCAGCAGCUGGUGGGGGUGGGGCGCCGGAGGCGGCGCAGGAAGCCGGGGACGGGAAUACACGGGGAGGACGGCGCCGGGUUGCGGAUCGCCGGCGUGGAAGCUACACAAGAUGCGGCGGCGGCGGGAAGAGCGAAGAGGCGGCGAGGGGAAUGGAUUGGCGCUAAAGAUGGAAUAAUUUCACAGGUUAAGCUCUCUGGUUCCAUCAGCAGUCAAUACUUGAGUUCCUCGUUGAUGGUUGCUCCUUUGGCUCUUGGGGAUGUAGAGAUUGAAAUUAUUGAUAAACUGAUCUCCAUUCUUUAUGUUGAAAUGGCAUCGAAAUUGAUGGAGCGUUUUGGCAUGACUGUGGAGGACAGAUUCUACAUCAAGGGAGGACAAAAGUACAAGUCCCCUGGAAAUGCUUAUGUCGAAGGUGAUGCCUCAAGUGCGAGCUAUUUCUUGGCUGGUGCUGCCAUCACCGGAGGGACUGUGACGGUCGAAGGUUGCGGCACCACCAGUUUGCAGGAUGAUGUGAAAUUAGCUGAGGUACUUAAAAUGAUGGGAGCUAAGGUUACAUGGACUGACACUAGUGUAACUGUUACUGGCCCACCGCGUCAGCCCUUUGGAAGGAAACACUUAAAGGUUGUCGAUGUCAACAUGAACAAAAUGCCUGACGUGGCCAUGACUCUUGCCGUUGUUGCCCUCUUUGCCGAUGGUCCAACUGCUAUCAGAGAUGUUGCCUCCCGGAGAGUGAAGGAAACUGAAAGAAUGGUUGUGAUCCGGACCGAGCUGACGAAGCUGGGAGCAACGGUGGAGGAAGGCCCGGACUACUGCAUCAUCACACCACCAGAGAAGCUGAACGUCACGGCGAUCGACACCUACGACGACCACCGGAUGGCGAUGGCCUUCUCCCUGGCGGCAUGUGCCGAGGUACCAGUCACCAUCAGGGACCCCGGGUGCACCCGCAAGACCUUCCCCAACUACUUCAAUGUGCUAAGCACCUUCGUGAAGAACUAG
Molecule: messenger RNA, 1080 nt
Organism: Triticum aestivum (bread wheat)
Lineage: Eukaryota; Viridiplantae; Streptophyta; Magnoliopsida; Poales; Poaceae
Product: 3-phosphoshikimate 1-carboxyvinyltransferase 2-like
Exons: 6
Coding region: 1-1080 (359 amino acids)
Biological process (GO): chorismate biosynthetic process; aromatic amino acid biosynthetic process
Molecular function (GO): 3-phosphoshikimate 1-carboxyvinyltransferase activity
Source: RefSeq, a predicted model, not a curated record